Molecule: messenger RNA, 2454 nt
Organism: Myxocyprinus asiaticus (Chinese sucker)
Lineage: Eukaryota; Metazoa; Chordata; Actinopteri; Cypriniformes; Catostomidae
Product: UDP-N-acetylhexosamine pyrophosphorylase-like
Exons: 11
Coding region: 201-1757 (518 amino acids)
Biological process (GO): UDP-N-acetylglucosamine biosynthetic process
Molecular function (GO): UDP-N-acetylglucosamine diphosphorylase activity
Source: RefSeq, a predicted model, not a curated record
AACUGUUGCGCUUUCUAUUGAUAAGAAAAGGGUUUCCACGUGUGUCUUGCCACGUCAAACUGACGGAUCUCAGAGGAGGAUCCCGGGUAGUGAGGGGAGGGCGGUGCUCUCAAGAUGUAGCUUGUCUUCUGUCCUCCUGAAGUGAGAGGGAAGUGUUGAAGGAUAAGCAGCUUCUAUAAAGAUCCGACCAAGGAGUGACCAUGGAUAUGAGCAAACUGGCUGCGAGACUCGCUGAAGCCGGGCAGUCUCACAUCCUCCAGUUUUGGGAUCAGCUUAGCCCCAAGGAACAAGCUGAGAUGAGUCUGGAUCUGACGAGCAUGAACUUCAUGGAGAUCAAUACGUUUUUCAAAAAUGCCAUGAAGACUUCUGGUCAGUGUUCGCAGGAGAAGGUGGACAGCAGGAUGGAGCCAGUGCCCCGAGAGGUUUUGGGGAGUGUAACGCGUGAUCACGAGUCUCUCAAAGAAUGGGAAGAAGAAGGCCUGCGCUGUAUAUCUGAGAACAAAGUGGCGGUUCUUCUGUUGGCUGGAGGUCAGGGGACACGGUUGGGUGUACCAUACCCAAAAGGCAUGUACGAUGUGGGCCUUCCCUCCCACAAAACCCUUUUUCAGAUACAGGCAGAACGCAUCCGAAGACUGGAGCAGCUAGCCGAAAACCAGCACAGUCGGAAGUGCUGCAUUCCAUGGUACAUAAUGACAAGUGGCAGAACAAUGGACAUGACCAAAGAGUUUUUCUUACAACACAAAUACUUUGGCCUGAAGGAGAGCAAUGUGUUAUUCUUUCAGCAAGGCAUGCUUCCUGCUGUGGACUUUAAUGGGAAGAUUAUUCUAGAAGGCAAAGGCAAACUGGCCAUGGCACCAGAUGGAAAUGGGGGCCUGUACAGAGCUCUGGGAACACAGAACAUUGUGAAGAACAUGGAGAAGAGAGGAGUCUCGCACAUUCACGUCUACUGUGUGGACAACAUCCUUGUGAAAGUGGCUGACCCUGCUUUCAUUGGCUUCUGUUCACUUAAAGGAGCAGACUGUGGUGCAAAGGUUGUGGAAAAAAUGAAUCCAACAGAAGCGGUGGGCGUGGUCUGUAAGGUGGAUGGGCGUUAUCAAGUAGUGGAGUACAGUGAGAUUACCUUGGCAACAGCGGAGAAGCGGAGCACCGAUGGUCGACUCAUGUUUAAUGCUGGCAACAUAGCUAAUCACUUCUUCACCCUCGCAUUCCUCAAAGAGAUUGUGAGCAUUCACGAGCCGCAGUUGCAGCACCAUGUGGCACAGAAGAAAAUCCCCUAUGUGAACACACAAGGACAACUAAUCAAACCUGGCAAACCUAAUGGGAUUAAGAUGGAAAAAUUUGUCUUCGACAUAUUCCAGUUUGCCAAAACAUUUGUGGUAUAUGAAGUUCUGAGAGAAGACGAGUUUUCUCCAUUAAAGAAUGCAGACAGUCAGGAUGGCAAGGACAACCCCACUACAGCCCGUUAUGCCCUCAUGUCCCUGCAUCACCGCUGGGUCUUAAAUGCUGGUGGAAAUUUCGUUGAUGAGAAUGGAACACGAAUACCUGCUAUACCCAGACAUGGACCAGCAGGGACAGUCACUCCUGAAGUCAGCCAGAACUUGAAGGAUGGAACCGACCUGCCAAUCAAAUGUGAGAUCUCCCCUCUUGUGUCAUAUGGAGGUGAGGGGUUAGAGCAUCUGGUGAACGGGCAAGCAUUCCAGCCCACCCUGGUCAUCAAUGAGAGUGGCGUCCACGAGCUCGUGAAGAACGGGCUGUGAGCCAAAAUCCUGCUGCUGCACUUGAAAACCAAAAUGAAAUCUCUGUAUCUCCUUCUCACUUCCUGCCAUGGUGAAGGAACUGUGAAAUUCGUGUGCAAUAAAAUGAAGGAAGGGGCCACACGGCCAAUCAUAAUCAUACAAUUUCAUGAUCAAACUAUUUAUUUCAGUGCACAGUGCUUUUUUUUUUUUUCAUAAAAUUGGAAUGUAUGAAUUUUAGCCAUUUAAUUUAUAGAGAUGUACGCAUACAUGAACAUAUUAUCAAAUGAUACAAAGUCGUAUAUGAGUUUUUUAAAAAUACUUCAAUGCUGUUCAAGUUGCAUGAAUGGACACUGCUGAGAUUUUAGGCAUUUCUGCUUAAUGUUUUUCCAUUCUCUUAAAGUGCAGAUAAAUGCAAAAACUAUGGUGAUGCAAAGUUUGGUCUUCUCCAAUGUAUGUCUGUCUAUGAAAGAAAUGAUUUUUUACCAGAUUGUGAGUGAGAAAGGGAUAUUCAAUCAGACUUUCCAGCACCUGUUUUAUGAGGAAGCAUAUGACUGGUUAAAGUCUCUGUUGCUACUACUUGCUAAAACUAUUCAUAAAGUGCAGAAAGCAGUUUGAGACUCCCUGUCUUGCUCUUCUCUUUCUUGCACUCCUCUGAUGUUACUUGGAAUCUCUAACACUUCUCUUUUCCAAUUAAACUUCUUCCACCAUCUUUGUCAAA